This is a messenger RNA of Auxenochlorella protothecoides, 1068 nucleotides long. RefSeq lists its product as hypothetical. Gene Ontology annotation, cellular component: transcription factor TFIID complex. Bases 1 to 1068 code for a protein of 355 amino acids. NCBI's taxonomy places the organism in Eukaryota, Viridiplantae, Chlorophyta, Trebouxiophyceae, Chlorellales, Chlorellaceae. Gene Ontology annotation, molecular function: RNA polymerase II general transcription initiation factor activity; DNA binding. The record is from RefSeq and is a predicted model, not a curated record. Gene Ontology annotation, biological process: transcription initiation at RNA polymerase II promoter. The transcript has 6 exons.
AUGGAUGACGAACUUCUGCGCGACCUGCUCACUCUGGAUGGCGAUUUCUCGGGCCAGGCUCCCUCCAGGACCCUCAGUCGCUCUGUGGCCCCCUUCCUGGCCAAGUUCUCACCUGCCCACUGGCACAUGCUGUUUGGGGCGCUGCACAAGUACGACUCCGGGUCCAAGGCGCGGCUGGAGGCCAUCUUCGUGCAACGCUACCCCAAGCUCAAAGCGGCGGCCGCCACCUCCACGGAAGCCUACGUCGCGGUGGGCUUCAAGAUGCUGGAGGCGCUGCUAGAGUUUCUGCCCGAGGACCGCCUGAUCAGCUUCAUGCACAAGAAGGAUCGCGACGGGGACAUCGACGAGAUCCUGGGCGCAGACGCCUUCAUCGACAUGGAGCAGGAGACUGACACCCUCAUGGCUGGUCUGCAAGUGCAGCGGACGCAGGGCCUGGCGUCGGUGGCCGCCAGCCAGACCCUGAGCGAGUGGCGGCUGGGGAACGAGUGCGUGAAGCAGAUGCGCGCGGCGGGGCUCAAGGUCCUCAAGCCGGAGUGCUUCGAGGUCAUCCAGCGCGCCUUCCAGUCGCAGGCCGAGACCCUGCUGCGGCGCGCGAUGGCGGUGGCUCGCCACCGCCAGGACAAUGCAAGGCGCCAGCCCGGCGUGUCGGUCACGCACGACCCGCGGCGAGGUGUGCUGGGCCUCGAGCGCGCCGCGCGCGCGGCGGCCGAGGCGAAGCUGGCCGCGGAGCGUGAGGCGUUGCUCAAGGCCGCGGGGUCGCGGCGGGCGGACGAGGAGACCAAGGAGCGGGCCCAGAAGGCCAAGGCAGAGCUGGCAGGGCGUGCGCAGGCCAGCGCCGCCAACGCCGCGGUGGCGGCCACGCUCGGCGGCAAGGGCGGCCGCUUCGCGCGCUUCGAGCGCCUGGGCGCUGCCGGCCUGGGCGCAAAGCUGUUUGGAGGACCUGCCAAGGUCACGGAGGAGACGGAGACCCUGACCCUACCAGACCUGUUGACCGCCAUGGAACGCGACCGGCACUACGCCAAGAGCUCGCUGCUGUACACUUGGCGCAAUCGCCUAGUCCAGGGCUGA